AUGGGCCAGAGACACAACCGACGCCGCACAAGGCCUCGGUCCCGCAACAGAUCUCUCACCGAUGACUUGCAUCACCUGUCUGGCGACGAAUCAUCCCCCGCAACAUCCCCUUCUCUCGCUUCGGUCUACCCUGUACCGCUAUCCGUCGUCAUCGAACCCGCCGCCCAUCCCUGGCAUAUAGGAUUCGAUGAAUGGCGGGGCGGUAUGGGAUCCGACCCUACUGGGAUUGACGCUGAGCAAUAUCGCCUUUUCGGUGGCGUCCCUGGCGAUGACCCAAGCCUGUGCAAUAAUAUGCUGGAAUAUUUCGAUCACCUUGAUUACAUCGACACGUGA
Molecule: messenger RNA, 333 nt
Organism: Talaromyces proteolyticus
Lineage: Eukaryota; Fungi; Ascomycota; Eurotiomycetes; Eurotiales; Trichocomaceae
Exons: 1
Coding region: 1-333 (110 amino acids)
Source: RefSeq, a predicted model, not a curated record